GCACCAUGGAGCCCGGUGGCACCCCCCACAAGCUCCUGGCAUCCGUGAAGGAGCAGGAGCUGCAGUUCGAGCGGCUGACGCGGGAGCUGGAGGAAGAGCGGCAGAUCGUGGCCAGCCAGCUGGAGCGCUGCCGACUGGGGGCCGAGUCGCCCAGCGCCCCCAGCCCUGCCAGCGCCAGCUCGUCAGAGAAGUCGUCCCCCUGGAGAUCCACAGACGCUUCAAUAGCAGGAGAGACCAAAUCCCGUGUGAUGGACGGGUCCCAGUCCCCGCCAUUCCACCUGCGCGGUGACCAGGAGGUGGUGCCCUCGUACUCCCCCGAACAGCCCUCGCUGGCUGAAAGGUUCGCUGGGAACUCCUGCAGCUCCGCCCAGAUGAACUCGUAUGCGGACAGCGGUUACCAAGAGGCCGGCAGCUACUAUGGUGGGCAGAUCCAGGGAAAGGCGGAGAUGAGAGCCCAACAUUCGUACCCGGGGCUCGGUGGAAACUCCUCCCACUCCAGGAGUGCCAGGGCUGAGGGGCAGGCCUCCGUUCAGACCCCCAUGACCCUCCCCACGGCACCGGGUCGGGCCAUGCGCAGGGUGUGCUCAGUGCCGUCCCGCGCCCAGUCCCCCUCCUAUGGCACAUGUGCGUCCCCGUCACGGGGCUCUCUGCGGGGCUAUGCAGGCCCAGCCCUGCCCGAGUCACGGGGCCCGUCCGCCGCCGCCUACUCCAGCACCACGCUGCCCUGCCAGGGCCAGCGCAGCUCGCCGGGUGUCCUGCGCCGCAUGUGCUCCGCCGGCUCCCGGCCCGGCAGCGCCGGUCACGCGUCCUCGCCACCCAGGGCCGGCAUGACGGCCAUGCCCCAGCACUACAGCUCCACGCUGUCCCGGCCCGCACUGCACCGUGACGCCGACCCCUACGGCCAGCCUGCCUACGACGUCUACGACAGGCUGAUCCUGACACGCCCUGACAGCCUCGCAGCGUCUGCAAAUAAUCCAGAUCCAGGUCUUCCAGCUGGCGCUGGGCCCCACCCCCCGACGCAACCUCUUCCAGUGGAAAAGUCUCCUGAUUGGUUAAUUGCUGACAGCACAUUUUUCCUUAAUGGCUUACGGGACACUACAGACGCCCUGAUGGAUGAGGUGCAAGGCCUCCAGAGCUCCUACUCUAGCCAGCAGAGCCCGCUGGGACUGGAAUUACGCUCAGCUGUGUCCCCCGACCGCCACAUCGUGCCCAUCUACGAGGACCAGGCCUUCCACAGCCCCGUAUACCACAGCCCCGGCAACGGCUCCAUCUACAGGACGGGACCAGGCCCGGCCGUCCUGCAGAGGGGAUCCAGCCUGCGAGGCAGCGCCAAGUACCAGCGAAGCAGCUACGCCCUGAGCUCGGCCGGCAGCUACUCUGAGCCGUAUCGCGCCACACAGUACCGGCACGCGGAGCCCAGCUACGCCCGCGGGGUCCUGACGGUGGACGGAGGGACCACACGCUCCCCCUCCAUAGACAGCAUCCAGAAGGACCCCAGGGAAUUCGGCUGGCGUGACCCGGAGCUGCCGGAGGUCAUACACAUGCUGCAGCACCACUUCCCCUCAGUGCAGGCCAAUGCCGCCGCAUACUUGCAGCAUCUGUGCUACGGAGACAACCGAGUCAAGGCCGAGGUCUGCCGCCUCGGCGGCAUCAAGCACCUGGUGGACCUUCUGGACCACAAGGUGGUGGAAGUGCAGAAGAACACAUGCGGGGCCCUGCGGAACCUCGUCUACGGCAAGGCCACGGACAACAACAAGAUCGCGGUGAGGAAUGCGGGCGGGGUCCCGGCUCUACUGCGGCUGCUGAGGAAGACUGCUGACGCGGAGGUGCGGGAGCUGGUGACGGGGGUGCUGUGGAACCUCUCCUCGUGCGACGCGGUGAAGAUGACCAUCGUGCGAGAUGCCCUCACCCCCCUCACCAACACUGUGAUCAUCCCCCACUCGGGGUGGAGCAGCUCCUCCUUCGACGACGAGCACAAGCUGAAGUUCCACUCCUCUGUGGUGCUGCGUAACGCCAGCGGCUGCCUGAGAAACCUGAGCUCGGCAGGGGAGGAGGCGCGGAGGCAGAUGCGCUGCUGUGAGGGGCUGGUGGAUUCCCUGCUGUACAUCAUCAAGGCCUGCGUCAGCACCUCCGACUUCGACAGCAAGAUUGUAGAGAACUGUAUCUGCACCCUGCGAAACCUGUCGUACCGCCUGGAGCUGGAGAUGCCCCAGUCGGGCCCUCUGGGCACGCAGGAGAUGACCAGCCUACUGGGGAGGGAGUCACCCAGCAAGGAGGCGGAGCCCAGCUGCUGGGGCCGCAGGAAGAGGAGGAAGAAACGGGCCCCCCAGGAUGAGCAGUGGGACGGCGUGGGCCCCAUCCCCGGCUUCUCCAAGGCCCCCAAGGGGGUGGAGGUGCUGUGGCACCCGGCCGUGGUAAAACCGUACUUGACGCUGCUGGCAGAGAGCUCGAACCCGGCUACACUGGAGGGCUCCGCGGGGUCCCUGCAGAACCUCAGCGCCGGCAACUGGAAGUUUGCGGCCUUCAUCCGGGCCGCAGUGCGCAAGGAGAAGGGCCUCCCCAUCCUUGUGGAGCUGCUGCGUAUGGACAACGACCGCGUGGUCUGCUCUGUGGCCACGGCACUCAGGAACAUGGCCCUGGACGUAAGGAACAAGGAACUGAUCGGGAAGUACGCCAUGCGGGACCUGGUUAACCGUCUCCCCGGCCCCGGCGCCUCGCUGCUGUCUGACGAGACGGUGGCAGCCGUCUGCUGCACGCUGCACGAGGUCACCAGCAAGAACAUGGAGAACGCCAAGGCGCUGGCAGACACCGGCGGCAUCGAGAAGCUCGUCAACAUCACCAAGGGCAGGGGCGAGAGGUACUCCAUGAAGGUGGCAAAAGCUGCUGCCCAGGUGCUCAACACACUGUGGCAGUACAGAGACCUGCGCGCCAUCUACAAGAAGGAUGGAUGGAACCAGAACCACUUCAUAACACCUGUCUCCACACUGGAGCGGGACAGGUACAAGUCCCAGCCCACUCUGCCCAGCAACGCUAUGCAGAUGUCACCCGUGAACCAGAUAGCCUGCAGUGCCACCUCUUCCCCUGCCGUGCUGGCAAUCACAGAACGCCGCUCAAACUACCAGAGAACGCAGUCAACUAUGCAAUUUUAUAAUUACCAAGGAGACAACGGUGUGCAUAAAAGUCAGUACGCAGGCCCUGCGAAGCCAUCGCCGUACUUCAUAGAGUCCUGCCCCUCACCACCCAGGGAGGAAUCAAGGAGAACACAGCUGUACUACGCAGACGAGCAGGCCAGGAGGACCUAUGACACCUACCGGCCGUACCGGCAGCCCCCGCUCGGCUACGAGGAGCCCUACUUUGAGGACGCGGUGCACUUCGCCACGGACUAUGCCCCCUCUCUGCACACGCUCAAGUCCAACACCAACUACGUGGACUUCUACUCCACUACGCGGCAGCCGUCCUACCGGGCGGAGCAGUAUCCAGAGUCACCCGACUCCUGGGUCUAGAAGGUUCUGCUGCGGGCGGGAGGGGUGGCCAUCCCGUCUGAACUGAGUUUGCCCUGUGCAUCUCAAACAGGUCUCUGCAUGCUCAGUGAGCCGGUAAUGUCAUGGAAGGAACGCAGAGCCAGAAAGAGACAGCAGGGGGCGCCUCUCCAUACACGUCGGCCCUUCCUGAUCCACGCGAUUCCGUUUCUCGAACCCGCAACCCAGCGGGGGCGACGGUGGAGCGGGUCACAUGAUGCCUUUGCGGCAGCAAAGUGGGAGAUGAGAGGCCUCGUGAAAAGACAGUUUGACAUUAGUGAGAAGAACAAGAUGGAGAUGGCUUGUUCAUGGGAUUCGAACCGUCCUCCUUCCAUGUCGUACUGCUGUGUGUCACAUCGAGACAUUGUCUGUCACCCCGUUCUUGUGGUUUCCUCUCUGUACACCCUGAAAUCGAAUCCCUCGCAGCCCUCAGAUCAUCAGCAUCAGUAAACUCUUGUGCCAUAUUAAUCCUGUAUAAAUAUAUGGAGCCAUUUAAAGAAAAUGUGGGAUCAAUUGAAGUGUCUAAAAAGUGACAUUCUUUUUUUAAAUGAACUGUGCGAUUGUAAACAUGUGUGUGACAUUGCAGAGGCGUUUAUUUUUCCAUGUCCUGUCCAGUGACCCCCCUGUGGAUGGUUCACCGCCAUGUUCUAUGCACAUGAGUAGAAAUAAACGUGAACGUUUCAUCCA
This is a messenger RNA of Paramormyrops kingsleyae, 4205 nucleotides long. Its product is annotated as plakophilin-4-like. The record is from RefSeq and is a predicted model, not a curated record. Gene Ontology annotation, biological process: cell-cell adhesion. Gene Ontology annotation, cellular component: cytoplasm; adherens junction; plasma membrane. NCBI's taxonomy places the organism in Eukaryota, Metazoa, Chordata, Actinopteri, Osteoglossiformes, Mormyridae. Gene Ontology annotation, molecular function: protein binding.